Scylla paramamosain (green mud crab) is the source of this 5865-nucleotide messenger RNA. RefSeq lists its product as uncharacterized. Gene Ontology annotation, biological process: valyl-tRNA aminoacylation. The record is from RefSeq and is a predicted model, not a curated record. The transcript has 14 exons. Gene Ontology annotation, cellular component: cytosol. Bases 714 to 1319 code for a protein of 201 amino acids. Gene Ontology annotation, molecular function: ATP binding; valine-tRNA ligase activity. Lineage: Eukaryota; Metazoa; Arthropoda; Malacostraca; Decapoda; Portunidae.
AGAACCGUCACCCCCAAACAAUGAGUGGUGGAGGGUGCGUUCUGCGUUGACAGCCAGCAUGAGCGGUGACAGGAGCCAUCGGUGCCUUGCCUCCUCGCACCACCACCACAAGCACCACCACUCCUGCCAUCACCUACAAGGGGGAGACUGUGAUGUGGCUGCAGGUGGAUAGGUUCGGAGGCCUCCAGAGAGCUGCCCAGAGUGAAGCUUGUGGUAUAGAGGGACAGCUGCUGAUUAUCAAGCUUAUGGAGUGACUGGAAGAAAGUGGGAGGAGCCUGGAAGGAGUGGUGGAGGUACAGUACUUGGAGAAAAUCCCUCCACCAUGACGACUGGGUGUCUGCUGUACAGUCCACCGACCAAUGAGCGGCAGUGGAUCUGUACAUGCGUGAGGUGGCGAGGGGCGUGGCCAGGGGGCGGCUAGCAGCGUGUGCCACCAGGGAAAUGUGUAUGAACAUAAUAAUAGGCGCCUGUCAAGAAAGGCACAGAUGCAGGGUGGUGAGGCAGUGUUCAUCCCAGGGGCACACCACACAGGGUCAGCAACACAGAUGGUGGUGGAGAGGCACCUGUGGGACGCCCAUGGGGAACACCAAACACGACCUUGACAGACAGAAGAGUUUAUUGAUGAAGUGUGGAAGAAGAGGAGGAAGGAACAAUGAUAUUCGACCAGCUGCGGCAUCUGGGGGCUUCACUUGACUGGGACAGCUGGGACAUGGAUGCAGCGAGAGACUGGCCUGUGUGUCUGUCUGUACAUCCGCACACCCUUGACCUCCAUGUCCACCCAGCAGGAGGAAGAUCUGGACACCUGUUACUCCUCUGGUCCCUCCCUUUGCCUCGCUGGGCUGGCCAGGUCAGGGGAGGGGAGAGACCAUGCUCGCUUCUACGCAACGACCUUGAAGACGGGUCACGGCAUCCUCUUCUGGGUGGCUCAGGUGGUCAUGCCGGGACUCGACUUGACGGGGAGGCUUUCCUUUGAGACUGUGCUGCUGCAUGGCCUCCAGGGUGAUGGUGGCGGCCACAAGACGUCCAAGUCCUGGGGCAGUGUGAUAGACCCCCUGGAUGUCAUCAGUGGGGCGUCCCUGGAGGUGUGUGACUUGCUGGUGCUGUGUGUUCUGUACUGGUGUUCAUUGGCUGUGGUGAGCAGUACCUUGACAGCAGGUACUGUGCGAGAGGGUGGAGGGGACCCUGAAUGCGGAAGAGGUACUCGCUUGUCUCGUAUGAAGUCCCCCACAGGCAUCCCAGAGUGUGGAGCUGAUGCCCUUUGGUCCACCCUGUGCUCCACCAGCUUCAGGAGUCAGUGUGGCAUAGAUAUAUGUGGAUGACUGUGGUGUCUUGUCUUGUGUGGAGUUACAAGAACCGUCACCCCAAACAAUGAGUGGUGGAGGGUGCGUUCUGCGUUGACAGCCAGCAUGAGCGGUGACAGGAGGUGUGUGAGACGCAUGACAGCUUUAGUGACAAGUUCAUGCAGGCAGUGGUGCAAUAUUAUUCCCUCAGCACUCUCAUUCACUUUGAGGGCUUGGAAACCACAGUGCCUUCAGAUUUGUGGAGAACCAUGGGUGCCUUGCCUCCUCGCACCACCACCACAAGCACCACCACUCCUGCCAUCACCUACAAGGGGGAGACUGUGAUGUGGCUGCAGGUGGAUAGGUUCGGAGGCCUCCAGAGAGCUGCCCAGAGUGAAGCUUGUGGUAUAGAGGGACAGCUGCUGAUUAUCAAGCUUAUGGAGUGACUGGAAGAAAGUGGGAGGAGCCUGGAAGGAGUGGUGGAGGUACAGUACUUGGAGAAAAUCCCUCCACCAUGACGACUGGGUGUCUGCUGUACAGUCCACCGACCAAUGGAAUUGCUGUCUGAGGUGUGUGUGUGUGUGUAGAAGCCACCAUCAUCAACCACAGCAGGUGAUAAUGAUGUUUCCUGCUUUCAUCCUCAUUGGGGCUAGCCAGACCAACUUGGGGCUGUACUGGGGUGACGCUGUGUGCCUCAGGUGGGUCUGGAGGGCUGAGAUAGUGAGAAGGUAACAAUUAAAAAGGACUAGUGUACACUUAAACCAUUACAAACACUAUGUAAUGCUGGUAUACACACACAAACACUGGUUUACACAUAGAGACAUAUAUAAACACUUGCUAUGGUUUGUAUACUCUUAGAAACACACAUAAACUCUUAAUAAGUCUAGUAUACACACAAACUUGUAUACAAACACUAGUAUAUAUUUAGAGACACAUCCAAAUCUUUGCUAAGUCUGAUAUAAGCACAUAAACUCAUAAGAUGCUGGUAUAUGCUUGGAAAUCUAUACACACAUUUGGUUAGGCUAGUAUACACAAAUCUAUACAUAUAUUAGGAAUUUAUUGAAUGAUUGAGAUGAUUAGUUCUCUCUCUCUCUCUCCUCUCUCUCUCUCUCUCUCUCUCUCUCUCUUUCUCUUUCUCUUUCUCUCAUAUCCUUUGUCUAUCUCAAAUUUUCUCUUUUAAUCCCUCCCUCUCUGUCUGUCUGUCUGUCUGUCUGUCCCACACUUCAAUACACCCUUCCUGUCUUCAUACACUUUAGUACACCCUUCCUGUCUGCCCCUGGACCUUAAUACACCCUGUAUCACCCUUGCAUCUCAUUAAACUAUCCCUGUUUCUCCUUCACCUCAAUAAAUCCUGUCUAAUUUCCCUGUCCGGGUGUUUGUCUCAUCUUAUUACACCCUGUCUCUCCCUGCUUCUUGUUGCACCCUUCCUUUCCCCUACACCUCAAUACUCCCUUCCCACCCUGUGUCAUGUGUAUAUAUUGAAAUAUUUAUAUUCAUUUGUGGCAUUCUUCAUGUGUUUUUGGGGUGUUUUGAGUGUGUUUGGGUGUGUUUGGGUGUUUGGGUCAGUUUUGGGUGUGUAUUUGGGUGUUUUGGGUGUGUUUUGGGGUGUUUUGGGUGUGUUUUAGGGUGUUUUGGUCAGUAUUGGAUGAGUUUGGGUGUGUUUUGAUGUGUUUUCGUCAGUUUUGGAUGAGUUUGGGUGUGUUUUGGGAUGUUUUACGUGUUUUUUUGGGUAUUUUAAAGGAGUUUGGGUGUGUUUGGGUGGCUAGGGGUGUGCUGUGGGUGGAUAAGACUGUUUUUGGGUGUUUAAGUGGGUGUGGAUGCGUUUUGGGGUGUUUUGGAUGUGUUUUGGGGUGUUUUGGAUGUGUUUUGGGGUGUUUUGGAUGUGUUUUGGGGUGUUUUGGAUGUGUUUUGGGGUGUAGAGAGAGAGACGUGAUGUGUGCAGGGUGCCUCAGUCCCUGGAUGGGUGUAGGAGUACGUGGUGGUGCUGUCUGGGUCUCGUGGUGUGGGAGUGCAUGUAAAGGAACAGAUAAUUUAAGACAGUUUAUCAUAUUUAAUUAUUUUGUAUAUUAAUUUAUUUACUAUUAUCUUUAUUUUUUUAUUGUUUUUAAUUAAAGGGGGGUUAAUUUUUACGUUCAUCUUUUGUGUUUUUGUGUUCGGGAGUGGUUAGUGGUGCUAUUGACAAAAAAAAAAAAAAAAAAAAAAAAACAGGGAGAUCGUUUUAUUUUUUAGUGUGGAAAUUGUUGCAGUUUGUCAGGUGUUGAUUGGUGUUGAGAGUCGCAGGUCCCGUCUCGCCCUCUGUCAUAAAAUAAACAGUAAAGGGUUGGUUUUCGCUGAUAGUUUAUUUCCUUUAACGUAAACAUGUAAUGAUAUACCGUAUUUGAUAGCUCAUAAGACGCUACUUUUUUCUCAGAAAAAGGGUCAGUAAAUUAGCCUGCGUCCAAUGAGGCAAAGGUCCAACUUUGAGGCAGUAAUAGGUUACAAGUCUACGGCAACAGAGGCUCUAAAUUCAAACCACAGAUGUCUUUGCACAACUAAAUAAAGUCAUGAUUGGUAGUACGCCACAAAAUGCUCUUUCUUUCAAGGUACCAAUGUGUAGUAUCUCAUACUUACUGGUAAUCCACAUAGACUUUGACCAGUCAGGAAGAAUUUGCUUAACCAUGCACCACUUCUUCUUGGAGUUUUGUUGGGGCAGUGUAGGUUGUGAUGUCACAGCCUUUGAUGCCCCAAAGGUGAGGUAUCCAAUUAUAAUAUUAGACUAGAUGUGAUGGAGCUGGUUGGAUUUGUGGAGAAGGUUCUGGCAAGGUGGAGAUGGUGCACCACGUUUUUCAAAACAAACGCGGUCGGUUGCGCUCCGACGUGACGUACUCGGUGACACCGAGUGUGACGCCGUUACUGAUUGAGGUAAGACAAUAGCCACACUUUCAUACAAUUAAAAUUGAACCUAUCUUUUUAACAUUCUUGCUUUGCAUACAUAUGAAAAAGAUUGAAGCUAGAGAAACUUUUCUUUUAUGAAAAUAGACUAAUACACCUUGAGAACGAAUAUUUCUUCUAUAAAGGAAUUGAGUGUCAUGGGAUAGGCUGGCUUGAGGUGAUGAUCUGCAUAAUAUUCAUGUAAUAGCUUAUGCUUUUACACAUCCUUUGGCUUUGAAAAUGUACUAAAAUACUGCAUAAGAAUUACAUGUGAAAGAUGCUAAAAAAUAAAGUAUGAAAAAAUUUUAUUAUCACUGUAGUCCCUCAGUUAAUGGUGCCGCCAAGAGCUAGGUGCAGUUAAUGUUUACAUUCAGCUGAACCGCAUUAAGACUGAAACUCCCCUGCUUACCACAUCUUUUGGGCACUAGAGGCUGUGACAUCACAGUCUGCAUGGCCCCAACUAAAAUACCAAUAAGAAGAUUGUGUUUACACGUCAGCAGGAUUGGUACAAUCUUGUCUUUCAAUACCCUCAACCGAACCAUUACGUUCUGGCUUUCAAGGCCCGCAACCUUACCAAGAUUUGACUCCAGAAAUCCAACCAGCUCCACUGUAUCUAGUCUGAAACACUACCUGUAUACCACACCUUUGGGACGCCAGGCUGUGAUGUCACGGCCAUCACAGCCUCAACAAAACCCCAAAAAGAACAAGUAAGCUGCUAGCAUAAAUUAAACUUUUAAAUGCUGAGUAUUGGUAUCUAAUAGUGAUCUAAAUGCACGUGAGAGUCUUCAAAUGUCGCUUGAAUUCCUUGACUUCAUAUCGAUAGCCUAAAUCUGUUAAUUUUUGUUUUUUUCUAUUUCAAUACAUGCCAGAACUGGGUGCGUCUUAUGAGCCCGUGCGUCUUAUGAGCCAUCAAAUACGGUAGGUACAUUAUCAUCCGAAGGUACAUUAUCAGCUGAAGGCGCACUGCCACGUGCAACCUGUUUUAGGGGUGUGAUACAACACAAAUAUAAAUAUAAAGAUAUAUAUACAUAUAUAUACAUUCUUUAUGGACUUAUGUUAAUAUUGUUAGCAGGAGGGUUGGGAACGAGCCCCUCCAGUGGUGUGCUGUUAACUUCACGUCCUGGGUAUCCAUCCCCCUGAUGUGAGGGACGGAGGACGCGAAGACGUUCCACAGUCUGGGUGAUGCAGAGGAAUGACUGAGAAGAAAGGAAGGAAGAAAGGGAGGAGGAUACAAGAAAGAAGGAAGGAAGGAAGGAAGGAAGGAAGGAAGGAAGGAAGGAAGGAAGAAGAGGAGGACAAGAAGGAAGAGAAAAGGAGGACACUCUCUCUCUCUCUCUCUCUCUCUCUCUCUCUCUCUCUCUCUCUCUCUCUCUCUCUCUCUCUCUCUCUCUCUCUCUCUCUCCCACAGACCCACAGGAUAUCCCCCCACAGGAUGUUGACAAACCCCACAGUCACUCCCCUCAGCCCCUCUCUCUCUCUCUCUGUCUCUCACCUACCUUCAGGCCCAGAAUAGGAACCCUGUCAGUGCCCGUCAGGAACUUCAAAAACAACUUCUUCUGCUCCAGGGAGAGUUUGUGAAAUACUUCCCAGAACGUGCGUAUGACCGGGUGGUCUGGGAAACAUUCGCCCUGGAAACACCGACAGAAAUCAAUAAACGGAAGGAUAUUAGUGUGAA